This is a messenger RNA of Fusarium graminearum PH-1, 1968 nucleotides long. RefSeq lists its product as uncharacterized. The coding region runs from base 1 to 1968 and encodes 655 amino acids. The transcript has a single exon. The record is from RefSeq and is a predicted model, not a curated record. Lineage: Eukaryota; Fungi; Ascomycota; Sordariomycetes; Hypocreales; Nectriaceae.
AUGAGGAGGGCGCUUAAAUGCUUGGUCAAGGUCUCCAAUCUUGGAAUCUGCUGCGAUGCUGGUCUUGGCUUUCUGUUGGGACCGGAUCAUAUAGCACGCAACGCUGCCGCUACCACUGUUGACCCUGUUUUUGCAACCCAGAAUUGGCGCAUUACCAACUCUGAACUUCAACAAAAGAAGCCGACCAUCGUCAGCUUGUCGGAUUUUCACCAACUGCUCAAGGAUAUCAAGGAGCCUGUCUUUGAAAACCCCAUCAGUUUCAAGCGGACCGUACUGCGGAAGAUGGCAUCCGACGCCGGAUAUCAAGACAAUCAGAUUCACGAUGCUGUGAGCAUGAUACUCGACACAGAAGGCACAGAUCUCAACACCAUUGAUUUUGAUGAGAGAGCUUCCCUGCUUAAUAACACGGAAGCUCGGUUCCCAUUGCCGAUGGGUAACUUCGCAUUGCCGAUGGCUAACCGUGCCGAUUUCGAACCUGGCUCUGCAGACAUGGGAAAUUAUCCACUCAUCCCUUCUAGUCUUACAAGAGCACAAAAAGAGAUGCUUCUAGAGCUUGAAUGGGCUCAUCGCGCUAUGAUCCAGUCUUAUGUGAUCGGUCUCAUCGACAAUGCUCGAGCUGGCUGUUUCAUGAAUUUGACAACACUCACAAUUGCCAAAAUCCCAAGCAGCCAUGUGUACAUCUUUAAUCGCCAUGAUCUUUGGCAAAAUCUGCCGUCCCUCAACAAUGUCUCAUUGGGCGUUAUCGCCGACUGGCGGCGUAUCUCUAAACCUGCCCCAGGGUGUGUUGAAGACACUCCAGUAUCUCCCGUCGAUGCUGUGGAGAAGGUGUACCAGCUACUCAACACCUAUAUUGGCGCCCAGACCAAUAUCGAGAGCCUUCACUUUGAAUGGAUUUGCGGUGGGGAGUUUGCACCCUCAACGUUCCAGCGAAACCACUACAUUCUUCCAGCUCCUUUCUUUGAUGACCCUCAGCUCAUGACACGAGUUAGUAGCCCCAGAACUCAUGAAAAGGACAUCCUGGUCCUGCCCUUUAUCAAGCAUUUGUCCUUGAAGAACUGUUGGGCUUCGCCUCACGUCUUUCUUCAAACAAUACGCAACAUGGCUCUUUCUACACUCGAGAAACUUGACUUGGAAUCUGUGUCACUUUCUGGUCCACCAACUCUCACACCACAAGCUCCUCUUCAGGGACAUCACGCCAACGUGAACAAUGCUCAUCUGCUGGGUCUCAUCGCUUUCCCAAUGGGGACCCAGAUGCCACCUCACCCUGGGGCAGGCGGCCAUGGCCAUGGCCCUCCUCCGCCGCCACCACCAAUGGCCCAGAUGUUUCAAAACCUAGUGCAGGCUAACAACCCGCCGCCGGACCCGCUAGGUACACCCUCAGAAACCUUGCAGGAGCCUGAACAACUCUCAUGGGCAGGCAUCAUAGAACACUUCUCUCCUGGCAUCAAGAUCCAGGACAUUUUGGCGGCCAGAGAUGAGACUGGUUCUAGUUCCGACGAGCAGAUGAUAAACCAGCCAGAUCCACUGGGUCAACAUAUACCAUCAUCACAUCGCCUACGUUCUGAUGCGAAGAAGUACACUCUCAAGUGUCUUUCAUUCAAAUCAUGUGGUUAUGUGUCAGUCGAUAUGGUGGAUACGAAUACCAGGAGCAUUUUGCCAUUUGGUACUCAAGGUCUUGCUGGUAAUGGGAACCUUCACAGCUCGAACCUGGGACCUCUGAUGCAGAGGUGUCGUGACAAGCUCCUAGCUCGCAUUGCACCUUUCAUACGACCUCGGGAGUUAUUCCAACUCACCAAUGCCUUUGGUCUGGAUACGGGAUGGGAAAACAUUUACGAUGAACGGACAAUAUCCGAUGCUCUGGGCGAUGGCGUUGAGAGCCCUGGAAGAGGGCGCUUUUCAGGGACAAUCCAUGCUGUCACUAGUACAGAAGCCAGAGCCAGUGGUGCUACGACUACCACUGCCUUUUAG